AUGGCACCUCUUACUGGAAAGACCGUCUUCAUCACCGGCGGAACCCGCGGCAUUGGCCGUGCCAUAGCGCUAAGGUGUGCUCGGGACAACGCCAAUGUUGUCGUCAUAGCACGCAACGCCUCAAGCGAGAGCCCUAUUGUUUCUGAGAUUGCCAGCGCCGGCGGCCGUCCCCUAGCCAUCAAAUCCAGGAUUUUGGUGGCAUCGAUAUUCUUGGUCAACAACGCUACCAUCCUGGUCCUCAAGAAGACGACAGACAUUACCAUGGAUGAGUACGACAUGAUGACCCGCAUCAACACCCGCGGCACAUUCCAGGUCGUCAAGUACGCGCUGCCCCAUUUGCAGAAGAGUGACAACGGACAUAUCAUCACGAUGUGCCCGAAGCCGCAGCUGGAUGAGCGCUGGUUCUGCCGCAACCUGGCGUACUCGACCUCCAAGUUCACUAUGGGCCUGAUGGCAUUCGGUCUGUCGGCAGAACAGCGCGUGUUUGGCAUUGCCUCCAACACCCUGUGGCCCUUCUCGACCAUCGAUACCGAUGGUCUGGCAGAGUGCGGUAACGCCGAGUUCCAGGAGCGCCCACGCAAGCCCGCCAUCAUGGCCGACGCUGCGUAUUGGAUUGUGACCCAGGACUCGCGACAGUUUACUGGCAACUUCUGUCUUGAUGAGCUGGUGCUGCGCGAAUCGGGUGUCACCGACUUUGAACAGUAUAAUGUCGUGCCUGGCACCAAGCUAUCCGAGCUCAGUCGCGACCACAUGGUCACGGACGAACAGCUAGAGCGGCUGAGCGAGCUCCGUGCUUUAGCUGGCCAGCAGUAG
Messenger RNA from Linderina pennispora, 813 nucleotides. RefSeq names its product short chain dehydrogenase family protein. The coding region runs from base 1 to 813 and encodes 270 amino acids. NCBI's taxonomy places the organism in Eukaryota, Fungi, Kickxellomycota, Kickxellomycetes, Kickxellales, Kickxellaceae. The record is from RefSeq and is a predicted model, not a curated record. The transcript is spliced from 2 exons.